AUGGCUGCACAGAGGUUUCUAUUGUUUUUCUUUGUGCUGGUGUUUACCUCUCUGCUGCUAAUGGCUGGCCUGACUCUGGAGGUGAGGAGUGGAGGAGCUUCAAACAGCUUCCUAAGCAGACGUAUUGAAGUCCAAGAUGAGAAAAUCACAUCCAAUUUGUUGUACAAUCCCCCCAAAAUAUGGAGCAUACAACACAGUCAAUUGCAACAAGUGCUACAAGAGCAACAUGAUAAAUCACCCCCCAUAGACUACCAUCCCCUCACCCACUCGGACAUUGCAGGAGUUGAGAAAUUCGUAUUCUUCACCGGUUAUCCUCGCAGUGGACACAGCAUAGUCGCCAGUUUAAUCGAUGCCCAUCCAAAUGUCCUCAUAUCUGUCUCUUUUUUCCUCUUCUCUAAGCUUCUCUCCAACAAUAAAGCGGUGCAGGACAGAGAAACCAUGUUCGAAAGGAUACAUAAAAAGAGUUUCCACUACUCAAUGAUAUCGCCGAAAAAAGACGAAAAGAGGUAUACACUAGACGUUCCCGGGAGCUGGGCAGGGCACUUCGUGGGAGGUCUAAAAGUCAUUGGAGACAAGUCGGCAACUGCUCCAGAUGCUUAUCUUAAACUCAAUAAUCAUUUUAAAGAAAUGUACCAAAGGCUGCAGGAUUUGGUCAAAGUACCUCUUCAUGUGAUACAUGUGGUUAGGAAUCCAUUUGAUAUUAUAGCCACUAGUGCACUAUAUGAGUACGGUCAUGAGCACGGUCAUAAUGGGCCUAAAGCGAGAUAUAACUUCACAGAGGAGCAUCGACUGGUCGAUCACAAGCUGCUAAAUAAGUCGGCUAAGGCAGUCAUGGAGAAAGCGCGUGCUGUAUAUGAGAUGAAGUCACUCUGUAACAUGACGGUAUUGGAAAUACAUAACGAGGAUUUGGUACAACGCCCUGCUGCCACGGUAACUCAAAUAUGUAGAUUCCUUCAAGUGCCUUGUCCGAGCAGAUACGUUGCUGCAUGUGUGGAUAAAGUGUUCCCUGUUGUGUCCAAGACUCGGAGCAAAGUGGAGUGGUCACAUGACCUUCGACAGUGGGUGGAGCAAGAAAUAAAGAAGUACCCUUUCUUUAACAGAUACUCUUUUGACAUGCAUUGACUGUACUUUCUGUGUAGCUUCUAUUUUAAUUUAUAUAAGGCCACUCCAACUGAAGAUCUUAAACUUUUAGUUUCCUGUCCUACCUCCAUUUUAUUCCAUUUCUGUAUUGAUUUUUCAGUUUUGUACCUUACUCUAGAUCGAUCGAUAUAACUAGCUAGAUAGCUAUCAUCCAUUGUCAGACACCAUCUUAGGCCCA
Messenger RNA from Halichondria panicea, 1318 nucleotides. RefSeq lists its product as uncharacterized. NCBI's taxonomy places the organism in Eukaryota, Metazoa, Porifera, Demospongiae, Suberitida, Halichondriidae. Gene Ontology annotation, biological process: peptidyl-tyrosine sulfation. Gene Ontology annotation, molecular function: protein-tyrosine sulfotransferase activity. The transcript has 2 exons. The record is from RefSeq and is a predicted model, not a curated record. Gene Ontology annotation, cellular component: Golgi apparatus. The coding region runs from base 1 to 1122 and encodes 373 amino acids.